Messenger RNA from Symbiodinium sp. CCMP2592, 1308 nucleotides. The record is from the annotation of a GenBank genome assembly. NCBI's taxonomy places the organism in Eukaryota, Dinophyceae, Suessiales, Symbiodiniaceae.
AUGGCAUUCUGUGUUCUCGAAAGAAGCUUCGUCUCAGGGCCCUGGAAUCCGUGGAUCCUGGAAAGGCAAGGAAAGCACGAAGAGGAACGGCACUUGCGGCGAGCGACAGCGACUCCAAUCGCUACUCUGCAGAAUGCAGAUCCCGACGUGUUGCUCUAUGCCUUAGAGGCUGGCGAUAGGGAGAAGGCUCUUGAACUGCUACGCGGCCCGGGUGCCGAGGCGUUACUGCGGCGACGGUCCCGCAGGCGGGACUGCACGCCGCUGAUGUUGGCAGCUGGCGCCUCUGGCGAAAUCUACGAGGAGAUCGUGGAGUGCAUCCUCGCCUUCGGCAGUGCUGCCAACGUCGCAGCUAAGAGCCGUAGCUUCCGCACGGCCGCAGACUAUGCGGCGAUGCACCCCGGUCCCGGUAGCGCCCGGCUCGCUAGGCGUUUGAAGGCCCUGGCCACCGAGGAGUUGGCAAAGACGGCAGACGUUCGAUGUCCCUGUUGUGGGGCAGCACUUAUGCGGCGCCCAAGAGUAGCUUCUUUGGCGGACCGCUACCGAAAGGGGCGGCACACGAAUCCGCUCCUUCAGCGUUUCUUCAAAGACUGGCCAAAUACCUGGGAGGCUCUGAUGGGCCCGGAGUUCCACACCUUUCACAAAGCGCGCAGCCUGCACAAGGAGCUGUCCGAAUCCCUGGCAGCUCUUGAAGAAUUGGAGGAGUUGUGCCCAGAGCUGCAACGGGACGAGGGGAAGGAGUUGCACCUCAUGGACCUGUGCUGCGGCAAAUCAUUGACGUGCGCCCUCGCCGCAUCACGCUUUCCGAAGCUCACAGUGUCUGGCGUAGAUUUCGUAGGGCCAGAAGCUCUGCCACACUACGAAUGGGCUGGUAUGCGCAAUGUAGAAUACCUACAGCAGGACGUGCUUGCCCAGAACAGCACAAGUGUUCUGAGCCAAAGAAUAGCGGAAGUCCAACGGCCAACUGCAAUCAUUGGUAUCCAUCUUUGCGGUCGGCUUAGUGAGAGAGCGGUUGAGCUCUUCGCAUUGGAGCAGGUGACUACUUGCAUACUUGUUCCAUGCUGCUUGCCGCACCUUCGACAAGCCCCUGCGUCCCUGACCCAUCUCUACCGGAAUUCCGUACCCGAUGCGACCCAGUAUGCGGAGUGGGCUUCCUACUUGCAGGAGCGACUCAUGGAAAUGCCUGGCACUGUGGUUCGGACAGUGCUGGCGCCUGAUAUGAUGUCCGAGAAACGUCUGGUCUUGACCGCAACGAAAAGAGCCACGCACUGUGUUUUCAUGCCGCGCAUGCCAUGGAUCAAUGGUGAUUAG